AUGGGUCUUUGUCUGGCAAAUUCCCUAGUGGCUCGACGGGAUUUCAUUCCCUAUGACCAACUUGUUCGGUAUAAGUGGUGGUUCCGGCAUGGUUAUAUGUCAUUAAUUGGACGCUGCUUCGAUAAUAGUAGUGCGAUGAGUCAGUCGCUGAAGGAAUUUGAGCGUCGUCAACAAUUAUUAGCUAGCACACAUAAAAUCCCUUCUGAACAAUUAGAUUCUCUGUCUGAUCCACAACUACUCAACGAGUUUAACGUACGUUGUAGUAAAAGCGACACAUCUGACAAUGGAGCACUCAUGCGCUUGACUCCUGUUCCUCUUUUCUUUUAUCGAUAUCCUACUGACGCCGUCGAAUUUUCUGGAAUUAGCGGUGCAAUUACUCAUGGCGACUCGAAAGCGUAUGACUCUUGCCGCUAUUAUGGUGCUUUGAUCGUGGCUGUUCUUCGAGGUGAAACAAAACAGCAAUUACUGGAUGAUAACUUUUACUUAAAUCAUAAAUUAUGGUUCAAUAACAAGCCACUUACUCCAGAUGUGAUGAAAGUUGCUCAAGGAUCAUACAAAAAAGCUGCUGGAUAUCAUAAUGGCAUUCGAGGUAAAGGACACAUUGUUGAUGUUCUCGAAACUGCAUUGUGGGCUUUCUAUUGCGAUGAAGAUUCCUUUGAAAAAGGCGUUCUCAAAGCAGUCAAUCUUGGAGAUGAUACUGAUACAACGACUGCUAUUUAUGGCCAAUUGGCUGGCGCUUAUUAUGGUUUUGAUAAUCUACCCAAAAAAUGGAUUUCACAGGUGUAUGCACAGAAUUUGAUUACAUGUUUAAGCAAGUGGAUUGGAUACGAAGGAGAGUUAUGGAAGCCCAAGCUUUCUAUGGUUCCUUUAAAACUCACGAAUGCAUUGAAUUCAAUAUCAGCCAUCAGGCCAGAGCAUACACAAGUACCGACUCUGACAUUUAAUGAACUACCUUCUAGUCAGUCAAGAGCCAAGGAACCAGUGCAUCUGUUACAUAUAACCCCAUAUGACAUUUAUGGAACGCCUCUAGGAUUACAAUCAACUACGAAUUCGAGGUCAAGAGCAGCACCAGGCCUGUAUGACUAUGCUGACGGAACACGAUCUACGGCGGGUGGCCUUUUUAACUCUGCUGAUAACUUUGGGAUGCCGUCUAGCUAUGGUGGUAUGUUAAGAUAUCGCCCAAGUGAACGAAUAGGGUUGCGUUAUGGUGGCAACAUGUUACCUAGCGAUAAUUUUGUUGCAGGAGUAAAUGAUGAUUAUCACAGUUCAUAUUGGGACAUGGGACUUGCAACUCACAGAACACAUCCGUUUUUGAACGAUUCGUCGCACAGCUGGCUUCCAUCGAUUUUAUCUCCGUCAACGUCGUAUUACUCUCCUAUAACACGAAGUUUUCGCAGAUUUUAA
Molecule: messenger RNA, 1404 nt
Organism: Rotaria socialis
Lineage: Eukaryota; Metazoa; Rotifera; Eurotatoria; Philodinida; Philodinidae
Source: the annotation of a GenBank genome assembly